This is a messenger RNA of Micropterus salmoides (largemouth bass), 6159 nucleotides long. RefSeq names its product choline kinase alpha (gene chka). Gene Ontology annotation, cellular component: cytoplasm. The coding region runs from base 299 to 1555 and encodes 418 amino acids. Gene Ontology annotation, biological process: CDP-choline pathway; phosphatidylethanolamine biosynthetic process. Gene Ontology annotation, molecular function: ethanolamine kinase activity; choline kinase activity. The record is from RefSeq and is a predicted model, not a curated record. The transcript has 12 exons. NCBI's taxonomy places the organism in Eukaryota, Metazoa, Chordata, Actinopteri, Centrarchiformes, Centrarchidae.
CGUCCCUCAUACUUAAUUCAUUCCUUACCAGUCAACGGACAUCCUCGCCAAUUGUCUCCGUUUCCUGACUUCUGAACAGCGCUGGGGUGAAACUUCGCAUUUUUACCAACGACUAAUAAAGAAAAGAAAACAAACUACAACAUUCUGUUUCAUAAAUUUACCAAGAAAAAAAAAUUAAUUUGUAACCGAGUACACGAAAUAAAGCCUCUGCGUCACAAACCAGAGGACAAGCUACACACCAGCGCUCAGGAGGGCGUCCAGCUCAGAAUAUCUCCGUUUUAUUUCUUGAAAAUCCGAAAUGAAAACCAAAUUUAUCAACGGGGUUUCUUCUUCCCCCUCCAUGUCGCUGGGUCUGCUGGUGACCGAGAACGCCCUGCAGGUCCAGCCCGACAUCGAGGAGGACUGCAAGGAGCUGGUCCGCCUCGACCAGCCCGACCUGGACACCCAGCACAAGGCUUAUCUGUGGUGCAGAGAGUUCCUCCACGGAGCCUGGAAAAGCCUGUCUGAGGACGAUUUCCAAAUCACCAUCAUAAGGGGUGGUCUGAGCAACAAGCUCUUCCUUUGCAGCCUCCCUGACAGCCUGGACACUGUUGGGGACGAGCCAAGGAGCAUCCUGCUGCGCCUCUAUGGGGCCAUCCUGCAGAUGUCCUGUAAUAAAGGGGAUUCCCAACAGUCAAACAAAGAAAAUCACUUCCAAGGGGCUGAGGCCAUGGUGUUGGAGAGUGUGAUGUUUGCCAUCCUGGCAGAGAGGGAGCUGGGACCUAAACUCUACGGUAUUUUCCCUCAGGGCCGACUGGAACAGUACGUCCCUAGCCGUAAACUGGACACCUGUGAGUUAAGCGACCCCAGCAUCUCAGCAGAGGUUGCAGAGAAGAUGGCCAAGUUUCAUGGAAUGAGAAUGCCCUUCAACAAGGAACCCAAGUGGCUGUUUGGAACCAUGGACAAGUACUUGAGCCAAGUCAUGAGGCUGAAAUUCACCAGAGAGUCCUACCUGCGCCGCUUCAACCGCCUGCUCAGCUACAACCUGCCACAGGAGAUGGAUAUGCUCAAGUCUCUGCUGGAGUCCACUCACUCUCCAGUAGUGUUCUGCCACAACGACUGUCAAGAAGGAAAUGUCCUGCUGCUGAAGGGCCGCCAGAGCUCAGACAAACAGAAGCUGAUGCUCAUUGACUUUGAGUACAGCAGCUACAAUUACAGGGGAUUUGAUAUUGGCAACCAUUUCUGUGAAUGGAUGUACGACUACAACUGCGAUGAGUUUCCUUUCUUCAAAGUGAAUGCUCAGGCCUACCCUUCAAAGGCCCAGCAGCUCCACUUCAUUGAAAGCUACCUGCGUGAGUUUGACCAAGGGUUUGACAACCUGAGUGAAGAGGACCAAAUGAAAGUGAAGGAGGAGCUAUACGUGGAGGUGAACAGGUUCUCCCUGGCAUCCCACUUCUUUUGGGGCUUGUGGUCCAUCAUCCAGGCCCGGCUGUCGACCAUUGAGUUUGGAUACCUGGAGUACGCCCUGGCCAGAUUUGAUGCCUAUUUCCAGCAGAAGAAGAUCUGGGCUGUCUAAUGGAGAGAAAUGAUUGGAUGAAUUUACAUAAAGUUCAGCCAAACGGCAGGUGGAGGACAUACACGCUGAUGAAGACUCCACGAUCCACGCUUUACUUAUACUCCCUGCUGGUGUAGAAGAUUUGCUGGCUACUGUUGGUGUUGUGUUGAGCAAAGCCAAACUUGAUCUUGUGGCUAUGUGCUUAAAGCACACAAUCCAUUGCAGCUCAAAGUUUACACUGUGUUAACUCCCUGAGAGCCAAAAAAAGAACAUUGACUUGUAUUAACAUUACUGGUCAGACAGGCUCUCUGCUUCUGCCUUAUUCGAACCAUAUCACUAACAUAAGGGUUAAGUUUAGCGCAGUAGAAAGGUGGAUUUCAGUCACAGCAAGAUUGGAAGUUUUAACAUUGCAUCAAUGUAUAUGUAUUGAUCAUUCCCUUAUGGAAAAGCUCUGUUGGAAAGAACCUCUUCUCUUGGUAAAUUCCUGCUUACUAAAGCAGCCAGUGGCUAAGAAUGUAUAUUAUAUAUAGAUGUCAGUGUGCCAGUAACCUGGGUCUGUCUGUUACUGAUGGGCUGAUAUGUUGGCUGGUGGAAUUUUGACUUGAUUGGCUGGUCAUACAGGUCAGACUAGAGAUUACACCUCUAGUCUGACCUGUAUGACCUGCUGUUUGUUUGAUUCUCUUUUUUUAAUGGUUGCAUUUACUUUUUUUCAGGCCAGGGCAAAUAGUGGAAAAGUUAUCGUUCGUUUGCGAAGUAUGUGAAUAGUUGAGGUUCUGUUUUCUGGGUGGCUGGCUUAAACUCCACCAAAGCAAAAUCAAAGUCAUCAUACUUCAGGUAUUUCCAUUUUAAUUAGGUCUGGUUCUUUGUGGCUUCCUAAUGAAUAAUGUAGUUACACUUAUCAGCUGUGAAUUUGCUCAACCUGAAGGUGGGUUUAUGGCAUUACUAUGGGUCACUGUGACAGGUAGAUCCACAUCUCUGCGUCGUUUAUGCAUUGCGGUAAUAACAUCUACAUUGUCUGGUUUUGCCAAAAAGACAUUCCAGCCAUGCUUUACACACAUGGGGACUUGUUGCUAAGCUUUCUAUUGGACACUAGGGAGCUAACUGACCAUAUUUAUGUUUUUUUUUUUUUACUUGUAUAUUAUCACUGUAUUGUGGAAAGCAUCACGCUGUACACAUGACAAUGGCCCCUUGUUGUGGUUAUGAAUUCUUUGGUGAUGUCCCUGGUUUGCCUACUGCCAAGUUGCCUCAUCAUCGUACCCAUAAUCCAGAAUAAUGACACAUGCGGUCACAUUGUACUGCAGAGCUGACUUUUGCUUGGAUUACUUAUUUAAGUAAGAUGAGCUGGACUGUAACUUUGUUAAAGGGGUAUUUAGUAGAAUAUGACUUGAACAAGACUACUGCUCUCACUGCUACUGAGAGCUGAGUCAUUGGCUUUAAUCAUCUUGUCAAACCCUCACACACACUGGCCACAUAUUAUGGCCAUUGUCUGCACUAGUCUGGUGAAAGUCUUACAUAAUGCACUUUUAACAAAGGAAUUCAGCACUGUGAACAGUGAAGCACUGUGCCCUGUAUGCAUCAGGCUUACUCAUAGGUUGAGCUUUUAGGCUUUCUGCUAUGCAGCGGGAUAACUGUUUAAAAUGAGAGAGGGUCAGAUGAUACUGUGAUUAAAUUGUCCUGCUGUCUCUCAUCCAAACAUCCUGAGACCAGCUUAAUCCUACCUCACCCUAUCAAGUCAUUGUAUGUGCACCAAACACUCAAGAACUAUGCUUGUACACAGAUAUAGGGAUUCAUCAUCUGCUGACUAUUAGACUUCAUUAGAAAUGCUAUAACAAUUACAGCAAAGCUUUCCAUGCUAAAAAUAAUUUUCUAAAUAAGUUUUCCUCACGUCACAUUUCCCAUGUUGGAACAGAACAGACUAACAUUGACCUUUCACUAAUGUGUCAGUCACUGUUGCUAACCCUUUCAAGCUUCCCAUUCUCACAGAGCACAUAUGCAGUUUACAAUCAAAACAGGACUAUUCCACACUCACACCAUUUUUGAUUUAUUUUUUAAUUUUUAUUUUUGAAACAAUGGGUCCUUGAUGUCAGACAGUGCUUGGCAGGCAUCUGAUCUUUAGCCCGUGUCCAUUGAUUUUGACGAUGGUAACGACAGCUGUCACUGGCAGAUUGUAUUAGCUGUGACUAGCUAGCUAAUUGAGCUAACAUAAGUGCCAUAGGUUGCCAAGACUAAGGCUAAAACCACAUGUCCCAGGCAAAAUGUCAGCAUCCUUCCAGUUAUUGAUCCAUGUAUAAGACAUGGAAAUAAAGUAGCACAUAUUGUAUUGCAGUGUAGAGCCUUGUUAAUCCAAGACUAUAAAUUUAUAAUUUUAUAUAUAUAUAUAUAUAAUGUUAUAAAAGAAAAAGCUUUUAUGAUGUGUUUGGCAAAUGCAACAAUGCAAAUAUUGACAUGAAGUUGCAGUGUAAACUUUCCCAAAUCCAACAAAGAGCAGGAUAGAGCUGCUAACGCAAAACCCUGACUGCAUCCAAGACCAGCUUUCAAACAGUGGGGUUAUGUUACCCCACAAAUUAAUGAUAUUUAUAAUGAUAUUUUGUCUCUUUUGCCUUGGAAGUAAGGUGUAGCUGCCAAGUUAAAUAGUAAGCUAGUAGCUGGAUAUGCUAACAAUUGCAAUUUAGACAUUGACGCUGUUUAAUGCAUUCAUAACACUUGCUUUUGUGUUUCCGGUUUUGUAAGUGCUGAGUGAUUAUCACUUACUGUAACCUAUGGUUGCCAGCAAUCCCGUAAAAUACGGAAUAAUCUGUCAAAAUACGAAAUCAUCCAGCGAAAUACGUAAUUGUCCCGUAAUUGGAAACUAAACGACAUGUAUUGAACGGACACAGGACUUUGUUCUGUAUUUUUGAGAAUCAAUUCAGUGCACGUCUAUGGGACAGAAAUAUUACAGGUUAGACUAUUAAGACUGAGCGAUUUUUAUGAGAUAGAACAAAACCCUCCUGCUCUGUCAUCCCUCAGCCUGUCUGUCAUGUUAUGUUCUCAAACACAGAAUAAGCUUCUCAUUAGCGGUUACUCAUGACUGACUGACACACACGCACGCACGCACGCACGCACGCACGCACGCACGCACGCUGGCAACCCUACUACAAGCCCAUGCAGAACAUGUGGCGCAGUGCAAAGCUUGACGGGCCUCCUGUUCUUAUUUACAGUUGCUAAUCCAUGAUAUCUGCUGUAGGUAGUAUUACACAAUACUGUUCGAAAAAUUUUUUGAUCCUUGUUUGCCAGAAAAUGUACAAUUCAUAGUUGCUGUGAAAAGAUACAUGAAGAAAUGCAGCUUAAAAACGCACCGUGCACUGUACGGUGUGACUGUGCCACUACCACAAAGGUUGACAUGCAUAUCCAUGCUCGUUUCUGUGAAGUUGUAGCGGAUUUAUACAUCCCUGUUUACCUGUGAGCUGUGUGGAAGCCACCAAACUGAAAAUGUGACUCUUGUAAAGUGUACAGAAGGCAAUACCUCUUACUUCCCGUGACAAUGGUUACACAGUGAUUUACCAUGUACACAGAGCUGAGGUAACUGAGCUGGAUCAUAAAACUUAACUGAUCACUACAGCAGCCACCUGAUACUGGAAUCAGAGUUGUUUGAAUGUCUACUGUGGCACUUUUUAUGUGAGGACUGACAAAGAAAAAAAAAAACUAUUUGUACUUGUGUAUUUUCAUGUUCAAACAUCUGCGUGUUGUUGAACUUUGACUCUUUAAGUUGUUGAAUUGUUAGUAUUAUUUUACAUAAAAGUGUAGUUCAUUGUAUAUUUUAUUGUUAUAUUUACUUUGGAAUGUGCUUAAUGUAUAGUUUUAAAUUUAUUUAGACAUAUAAUGAGAAUAGGGAUGCACCAGAAGAAUGUGCAGUGGAUGGUACUGGACGACUAUUAAAAUUUAGAAUGUGUCACUAUACAUCCCUCGUGGGGCAAUAGUAUUUAUUGUAGCGCCUAUUCUUCUUUUCCAUACUGUUGAGGGGCUCUUUUGUCUACUUAACCUGAGUGUGUAUUAAUUUUGUCUUUCUGGUUUGAAAUGUAUCAUUUGCCCUGACCUUUAACUAUGUGCUAUUUCCAUCUCAAUUCUGUUGUCCUCAUUCAUGAUUUUUUAUAUAUGUUAUAGAAAAAAUUGACACUGUGAUAUGUCACUAUUGUACAUUCCAUAAUUGUUUUUUCACCUUCAGUAUCAUGUACACUUCAAAUUUUGAUCAAAUUGGUUCUUCCAAUAAAAUUGUAGUCCCCUGUAGAGAACAAACGGACACCCUCACUUCUGUUUAUACUUGUAAUUUAGUAUGCGUAAUAUUCACUAACAAAAAUAUAGAGGGUCAAGCUAAAAUAUAUCCAAAUAUAAGGAAUGUGUUAAUGUAAUACAUUUAUUCUUUAUUUCUUUUUGUUAAAAACAUUCUGCACUGUGAAGCACCCACAAUUACACUCUCAUGUGACUCACAGUGAUAAUCUUUGCUAUCUAUGCAGCUACACUGAAUGCAUAUGUACUCAUUAAAACAUACUUUGUAACUGAAAUGGUUUCGGGUGAAUUACUGCAGCAUUUGACCUUGGCUGUAAAUUUACUUUUCUGCUUUGCACAAAUAAAAAUGUAAGAAAAAACAA